UAAAACUUGAUAAAUAUUCUGAAGCGUUUGAAAAUAAACUAGUGAAUGCAACAGAUGUGCCUGAUAUCCCACCAGUUGAGAGCAAUGAUUGUGGACUCCCAGCGUUACCAAUGUUUGCAAAGCCGGCGCCAUCGCGAUACAGAUCGGCCGAUAUUAGGACCCACUAUCCAAACGGCACUCAUAUGACUUACACAUGUGAGUCUUCCUAUCACUCUAUGUAUACGCAUACAAAGGGCAAGGUUUGCCUCAAUGGCCACUGGAAAGGGACGGCCGGCCGAUGCGAGAUAACAUACGGAGGAGCGGUAAGUCUGAUGGGUAUAUUAGCCACCGAUUACGGGACCGGCGAAGUAAUACGUGAGUGGUUUCGGCCGCAACCAAAUGCCACCAAUACUACGGACUCUAACCAAUACUAUUGGGGGGCGGCAUAUGGCGGGUGGCCUCAGACAGACUCGUGUGUCUCGUUCAACGUGACUGUUCAACAGAAAUGGCAGCUCCGGUUCAAUGAUACCCAACCGAUCACAUCGUUUUGGCUGCAACUCAAACCGGGCGGAAUG
Messenger RNA from Medioppia subpectinata, 554 nucleotides. The record is from the annotation of a GenBank genome assembly. Lineage: Eukaryota; Metazoa; Arthropoda; Arachnida; Sarcoptiformes; Oppiidae.